AUGAAACUCGGUUUUUUGACUCUCGCUGCUGUAGCUUACGGUGCUAGAACUCCUGAGUCCCAACUCGCCAGUGUGAAAGAGCAAGUGACUGAAUUGGUUGGUGCAUUCACCGGACUCGGAUCAAAGCAAGAUAAAAUUGCGAAAAAGAAAAAGAAACAGCUUGAAAAGACGAUGGAUACGCUCAGUGCCGCCGUGAAAAAGUGCACAAUGGAAGAAGUAGACCUCCCUGCUGAUGAUACAGAACGAUCUACUGAUCCUUGCAAGGCUGCUGGUGCCAUCAAGCGAAAGAUCACCAAUGUCGCCUCUGCGUACAUCGCCGAUUGCAAGCCAUCCAUGUCCGAGCGAAUUGUCUCAAGAAUGAUGUCUGUUGAGAAGGGGGUUUACAAUGCAAUGAUAACAACCUGGUUCUGGGUGGUGAUGAAUAAAGGAUUGCUUAUUGCUUUCUUCGGAUUAGGAGCAAUGAAGGGAAAGCGAAAUGUGGGCUCAGUGUAUGGAAGAAACGCUUUGAUUCCCUUCACUGCAGCCAUCAAUUUUUCGACUCAAGUCAUGGUACUCUAUGUCCAUUACGCUUACGCAUUUUGGGAUGGUUAUUACUAUUGGGACCUCUACUACAAGUGCGAUUCAACAUGCUACAAUAUCAGGAAAGCAAGCUUUGGACUGGCAAUCGUUAGUCUCAUUCUAUCGGUUGUGGUUAUCAUCGACCUUAUUGUUGCUUCUUGCCAAGAACCAGAACCGAUUCCACCACCACAAAACGCAGUCGUUCCUAUUACAGUACCGACACUUGUCCAACAGCCCGUACCAGUAAACCCAUAUCCUCCAAGCUAUCAAGAAUCGAGCAUGCAAAAAGCACCAUACCAAGCUCCAGUUUAUACACCAACACAGCCAGUCAUUGUCCCGACGACUCAGUAUAGCGUUCAACCAGUCCCGCAAGACGAUCCAAAUACCGGAAGAGAUCUUUUCAAUUACGGACAUAUUGCACUGAUGGUCCUGAAUGCCGCAUUCUGCGCCAUGAUAAUUGGCUUUCUCAGCGGCUGUCUUUCUUACUGA
This is a messenger RNA of Oikopleura dioica, 1047 nucleotides long. The record is from the annotation of a GenBank genome assembly. Lineage: Eukaryota; Metazoa; Chordata; Appendicularia; Copelata; Oikopleuridae.